UGUCGUGACCCCGUCCCUCCCCACCAGGGUAAAUCAGUGAUCAGUGGAGGUCUCGAUGCCUUAGAGUUCAUCGGUAAGAGAACCAUGACGGUCCUGGCAGAGACUGACCCUGGUUUCAGGAAGACCAAGAUACUAAUGCAGAGGACUGUCUCACUCAGCCAGAUGCUGAAGGAUGCCAAAGAGAAGGAGAGGGCUCGUCUCAGCUGCCAGCCAAUCAGUGAGCCCACAGCUCACUACGGAAUCCUGUUUGAUGACUACCAGGGCCUAUCACACCUAGAGGCUCUGGAGAUACUGGCCAAUGAGAGUGAGGCUAAGGUUCAGUCGUUCCUGUCCUCCCUGGAAGAGGAGGAUCAGGAGGAGAUAAAGAAAGAACUGAUCGCCAUCAAGGACAUCUUCGUCAGCCACACGGGAGAGGAGGAGGAGGAGGGAGAGGGAGAGGAGAAGAAGGAGGGAGAGGAGAAGAAAGAGGGAGAGGAGACGGUGGAUAGGGGUGAUCCAAGUCCCCAGUGUUCUACUCCUCUGUCAGCUGAUGGGGAGGAGUUUGUGAGCGUCCUGACUGAGUUGCUGUUUGAGCUUCACGUCGCUGCCACCCCAGACAAACUGAACAAGGCCAGGAUGAGAGCGCAUGAUUGGGUGAGAGAGGUGGAGAAACCUGUCGUCGUCACAGAAACCAUCGGGGGGGCGACGGAGGAGGAGCAAAGGGGAGAACCUGAAACAAGAGAGGGAGAAGAAGAGAAGAAAGAGGGGGAGGAGCUGGAGGAGAAGAAAGAGGGGGAGGAGCUGGAGGAGAAGAAAGAGGGGGAGGAGAUAAAGGAGAAGAAAGAGGGGGAGGAGCUAAAGGAGAAGAAAGAGGGGGAGGAGCUAAAGGAGAAUGAGGAAGAGAGACGAUCCAGGUCUGUAGAGGCAGUGUACCUGUCUUCAGUGGGCUCCCUGGCGGAGGUGACAGCCCGCAGUAUCGAACAGCUCCACAAGGUGGCAGAGUUGAUCCUCCACGGACAGGACCUGGAGAAGCCUGCCAGAGUCCAGGCUCACAUUCUCACCAGGUUGACGUGUGCCAUGUGUCGGGAGGUGGGUUGUCUUGCCAGGAAGUUCUCUGAUACUCUGCUCACCGUUGGGGUUCAGAGAAAAGCAGAAGAGUUGAACCCUUUGGUUGACAGUGUGCUGCUUGAGGGUUCUAACAGCACCACAUACAUCCAGAACGCCUUCCAGCUCCUCCUCCCGGUUCUCCAGAUGUCACACAUCCAGACCCAGAGCUCUAGAACCCGCACGGAACCACAGCCCUAACCCUGUCGUAGCCACAGUAAAACACACCUCAUACUGCUGAAGUGCUGUUAGCAUACUAGCCAGUCCUAAUGAUGUAACUAUGUACAGGAAGAUAAUGUGAUAUAUAUAUAUAUAACAGUGAUAGUGAAGUCAACGACUAGGUUGCCAUAGUAACAUUUAUGUAGUAACUUAGUAUAGUUUCAUGUAGGGAACAACUUCUCAGAUUGAAGAGCUUGUACUCAUGUCUAUUAAGCAUCUCCAAAUGGAUUAUUUUAUUAUAUAUAUAUAUUAAUCAUAUUUCUAUAUAUUACUGUUCAGAGGUAAAUCUAAACAUGAUUCAUGUCAACUGGCUAAUUUAACCCGGUGUAUCAGAUUGUCUUAUCGUUUUAAAAAGCGAAACCAAAAAAAAUAGUUUUGUUGUUAAGAGUUUGUUUUUAGUGUCACGUAAACCAGAUCAGAGUAAUGUGUUGUUUAACAGUGGCGUCCCUGAAGCAAAUUAGGGUUCAGUGCUUUUCUCAAAAAGACACAUCGACAUAAAUUAAAUAAAUAAAAAUUGUUGCUUUGUCAGCUCAGGUGUUCGAAUCAGAGACCUUUGGGUUCCUGGGCCCAACGCGCUAACCGCUAACCAACGCGCUAACCGCUAACCAACGCGCUAACCGCUAACCAACGCGCUAACCGCUAGGCUACAUGCCGCAGGUAUUGAUGUUCCCUGCUUAAUGAAGGGGUGUUUCUUUACGUCGCAGAACAACUAACCUUGUUUAAAUGUUAGAACAACGAACCUUGUUUAAAUGUUAGAACAACGAACCUUGUUUAAAUGUUAGAACAACGAACCUUGUUUAAAUGUUAGAACAACGAACCUUGUUUAAAUGGUAGAACAACUAGCCUUGAUAUUAACGGACAAAGACAAAAAAGGACCAGAACUAUAAUGUUCUAUAUUUCUAUUUCUAUGUGUGUAUUUGUUUUUAGGUCCACUGGUUUAUUUAAGUCAUUGUUGGAUCAUUUAUUAAUUUGCUGCUAUGGUAACGGAGAUCACAAAAUACCAACAACGAAAAAUAAAAACACCUUUUUUAAACCUUUUAA
This is a messenger RNA of Oncorhynchus gorbuscha (pink salmon), 2343 nucleotides long. Its product is annotated as protein NOXP20-like. The record is from RefSeq and is a predicted model, not a curated record. The annotation marks the transcript as partial. The transcript has 10 exons. Lineage: Eukaryota; Metazoa; Chordata; Actinopteri; Salmoniformes; Salmonidae.